AUGCCGACGCCCUCAAAGCUCAAACAGUCGAGACUCACAUUUUCGUCAUGGGAACCCCUGCGCAAGGCAGCCUCCGAAAGGGGAAGCUCCCAGCAGAGCUCGCCGGCGUCUUCCCCUCUUCCUCCCAGCUCUUCCCCGCCUCAGCCAUCCCCGCAACGCACACCACCUCGAUCGACCCAGUCUCGCAGGACGCGAUUACGACCGAUGAAGUUAGAAGAUUCUAGUGAAGAGGUGUCCGAUGACGAUUUCAAUGCUGUCCGCCUCGGACCGCGCUCCCCCACCAAGCCCACUCAACGGAAAGGGAGGUUUUUCAGUGACGACGAGGCUCCAGAGCCGACCGCACGCAGGAGGAUAGCUUCAUCAGAUGAAGGCUCUGGGAAGAAUGAGUCCUCAAUAGAGUUCUUGGGUUCGGAUCCCCAGAGCAGCCCAUCAAAGUCGAAAGGGAAGCGGAAGGCGACACGCCGCCGUGUCGAUCCCGACAGUGACGACUCUGCUUCUGAAGAUGAGGCUCCCCGUCGGAAACUACGCCCACGACGUCAUCAGUCUUCAGACAGCGACUCGCCGGCACCGCGAUCACGUCGCAGUGCUUCACCAAAGCCUCGCAAGAGACGCCGAUCCAACCUCCACCCGGACCCAGACGAUGAACCAGCGUCCGCUGCAACCGAAGACGAAGAUGCGCGCGCCGAGAUCGAGAUGGACGAACCAGAACGCUUCACUGCGACGACUCGUCUCCGUGAAACCAAGGAGAGUGCCUGGGCCGCGAACCUACGGCGCCUGAAGGAGAGCCGCGGAGGCAACGCCGCUGAGUACGUCAGCUCGGGAUCCGAUAAGGACGAGGGCGAUUGGGCGUACGAACGAGAGGAUGAGCUCGACGACUUUCUCGUCAGCGACGACGGUGAGAUGCUGGAGGAGUUGCCAGAGGAGUUCUCACACAAACGCGAGUCAACAGAAUACAAGUUCAAGGUUGUGUUCCAGUACCUCCUUCUUCUGGCGAUCAAAGGCCCCGACAUUCUUCCUCUCAGCAAGUCGAACGCGGACUACUUUGGCCGCCAGCUGCGUGACGUGCGCAACCUUAUGAAGGGGUUCCGCGACUCGAUCUCGAGCACCCUUUGGAAACCCGAGUUCCGCAAGGCGCUCGAGACGUAUCCCAUCUGGAAGCAGGCGGACCUGACGGAGCGCGAGCAGUAUUGCGACGGGUGCAAUCGGCGCAACCAGCAUUGCUAUCACACGGCAUGGCUGCGUGGACAGCCCUAUGACCGCGAGUCACACGAGGUGCUCGAUGCGUCCGACAGCGAGGACGCUGAGGAGGACACUGAGGACGACGACCGCGUCCUUGGAAAUAUGGUGCCUGCAGAGGGCACACGACUUUCACGAGCUCCAGCACUGGGAGCACCAGAUGUUUUGCUUUAUCAAGUCGCAGUACAACGACCUUACAUGAGCAGCGGUGAACAGCGUGACUUGGCGAGCAGGCGACGCAUUUCUGCCGGUCUUGUGCGGAAGUUUUCUCGUGGCCCGCUGCCAAACGACGUCGAAGACGUCGACGAGGUAACAGAGUGGAUGGACUCGCAGGGUCUCAUGCGCGAUUCGCUCGACUGGCUCGGCCGCGUAGAGGGCCGCGCACGCCGUCUCGAGAGACACUACUAG
This is a messenger RNA of Trichosporon asahii var. asahii CBS 2479, 1644 nucleotides long. RefSeq lists its product as uncharacterized. The transcript is spliced from 3 exons. The coding region runs from base 1 to 1644 and encodes 547 amino acids. Lineage: Eukaryota; Fungi; Basidiomycota; Tremellomycetes; Trichosporonales; Trichosporonaceae. The record is from RefSeq and is a predicted model, not a curated record.